Molecule: messenger RNA, 1269 nt
Organism: Indicator indicator
Lineage: Eukaryota; Metazoa; Chordata; Aves; Piciformes; Indicatoridae
Gene: LRRC34
Product: leucine rich repeat containing 34
Exons: 10
Coding region: 13-1269 (418 amino acids)
Molecular function (GO): protein binding
Source: RefSeq, a predicted model, not a curated record
UUCCAGCAGGUCAUGUCAGUUCGUCCAGAUCUUCAUCAGCACUAUGUGCAGUCCUGCCAAAGCCUGGGCCAACCUGAAAACCCCUUCAUUGCUCAUGUACUUCAAGAAAUCAAUAAAAAUGAUAAAAUGAAAGGGACAAAAGGGAUCACAUUGAAAAUAGCUGGAAACAAUCAUCUAGUGCCUGUGCAGAAGGUUACAGAUGAUGAUCUUCAAGUUCUUGCCUCUGUCUUACACAAUUCUGUGUUUGUCACAGGUUUGGAUCUUAGGUGUAAUGUAUUGACUGACGCUGGAGCAAAGCACGUGGCAACGUUCCUCCAGGAAAACUCCACUCUGCGCUACCUUAACCUGAUGUUUAAUGAUAUUGGCACAAGUGGAGCAGAGCUGAUAGCAGCAGCGCUCCAUAGGAAUGAUACUCUUGCAUAUUUGAGAAUGACUGGAAACAAAAUAGGAAACAAAGGUGGGAUGUUCUUUGCUUCAAUGCUACAAAUCAAUUCAACCUUAGAGAAGCUGGAUCUUGGAGACUGUGAUGUGGGUACCCAGUCUCUAAUAGCCAUAGCAACAGCCCUGACUCAGAACCAAUCACUCAAAGCAAUUACCUUAAAUCGUCCUUUAUUAUACAGCCAAGAGGAAGAGACCACAGUUCAUAUAGCUCUGAUGUUGAAAACCAACCCUUCUCUUGUGGAGCUACACUUGUGCAAGCAUGAAAUGAAAAACUUUGGUGUAGAGCGACUGUGUGAGGCACUGUAUGAAAACUCCAGCCUGAGAUACCUUGAUCUUGGCUGUAAUAAAAUCAGCCGUGAUGGUGUAAAGUUUCUGGGAGAACUACUAAAGUGGAACCAAACGCUGGAAAUCCUUGACCUUUGUGCAAACAGAAUAGAAGAUGAGGGAGCCAUCUACCUGAGUGAAGCCUUGGCUUUGUACAACAGGACUCUUCAGGCGUUGUCGGUAGUAAGCAAUGGUCUAAGUGGCAAAGGACUGGUGGCUCUUGCAAAUGCAAUGAAAACAAACAUGGAGCUUUCCUAUAUUUACAUCUGGGGGAACAAACUGGAUGAAGCCACCUGUGUGGCAUUUUCAGAAUUAAUUCAGACAGGGCGCUUGAAACCUAAUUGUACAGACGUGGACCCAUACGAGGUGGAUGGGCACGUUCACCUUGCAGAGCUCUCCCAUGGCCUUCAGAAGCAUUACUACUGGACACCAAGCUGUGGGGAGGAGACAAGCAAAGAUGCUAAUGCCAGUCUGGCAAUUGCAGCCGUUACAGAGUACCUUUGA